This is a messenger RNA of Fusarium verticillioides 7600, 354 nucleotides long. RefSeq lists its product as hypothetical. The transcript has 13 exons. Bases 1 to 354 code for a protein of 117 amino acids. Lineage: Eukaryota; Fungi; Ascomycota; Sordariomycetes; Hypocreales; Nectriaceae. The record is from RefSeq and is a predicted model, not a curated record.
AUGUCGAGCUGCAUCCCUCAGAGAAGGAGGCACAACCUCGCCGUUAGGGUGACUCUAUGGUGGAUCAACCACAUCACAACCUCUUCCUUCUUCCUCUUUGUUAAUGCAGGGGCCCUAUGCCUAGAAAAUAAGUUUAUAUAUUAUUAUAGCAAUAAUAAAAAUAAUAUAACACUAAAUAUAAGUAAAAGAUCUAGCUACUUAAGUAUAAUAGAGCUAAGGCAAAUAAGGGCAGUAAUAAGUCUUAAAACUAUACUAAGUAUUAAGGAAGAUAAAAGUAAUAAGAUUACUCUAAAGGCAGGAGCUAAGAAGUUAAUAAGGCUACUACUAAAGAACAUAUUUAUCUUUAAUAGAUAG